AUGAUGGGAGACGACGAGCAGGGCGAACCUUCUUCAGUGAAUGGGCCGUUCGUGUCUAGGCGGGCGGAGCUGUGGGACCCUGUGAUGCCGGCUAGGCGCGCGGUUCCAGCUGAUGCCGGUGCGGCGGUGCCCAGUGCCGCAGCGUGUUUUGAUUCAACGGAGGCGGCGCCAGUUCUGCUUGGUGUGUGCUCCGAAACAACUGUCACACAGGAGCAGUCGGCGCCGCCUGUGUUGAGUCCAGUGAACGGUGGACAGCCGGGCGCUGGGGCUAUGAUUUCUGGUGCCGCAGCCGGCGGUAUGCAUCGCAGUGGUGAAGCUGCCAGUGCUCCGGCUGGCAUAGUGACUGCGCCUAGCGCUCAGAGCCCCAGCACGGAAGACAACGAUGACUGUUUCGAGGAGCGCUCUCCUGAUGGCCGAUUCCUCAGGUUUCCCGAAGUUCUCGGAACCGGUGCCUAUAAAACCGUGUACAAGGGUUUCGAUACAGAUAACGGGAUAGAGGUGGCCUGGAAUAAGUUGAAUAUUCAGAGACUGACGAAUCAGGACACAGAGCGAGUGAUGAAUGAAGUGAAUAUCCUGCGCUCUAUUCAGCAUCCGAAUAUUAUCAAUUUGUUUGCAGGUUGGGAGGUUCGCGACGAGCGCGGCCGGGUCCGAGGAGCGCAUUUUAUCACGGAACUAAUGACGAGUGGGACCUUGAAACAGUAUAUUGCGAAGGUGAAAAUGAUCAAGGUCAAGGUUAUUCGCAAGUGGUGCCGCAACGUCCUCGAAGCGAUCCAUUAUCUCCACUCGUGUACGCCACCGAUUAUGCACCGUGACCUCAAAUGCGACAAUAUUUUCAUCAACGGAAACAUUGGCGAGGUGAAGAUCGGGGAUCUUGGUUUGAGUUCGGUGAAGGAUCGCGCGAGCAAAUGCGGGUACACGGUCAUUGGGACACCCGAAUUUAUGGCGCCCGAACUGUACGAUGAGAAUUACAGUGAAAAAAUUGACAUCUAUGCCUUUGGCAUGUGCAUGCUCGAAAUGGUCAGCACAGAGUAUCCGUACGCAGAAUGCGAAAAUGCGGGCCAGAUCUUCAAGAAGGUUCUCAACGGGGUGCUUCCGGAAGCGCUCAGCCGGAUGGUCGAGUGCGAUCUGAAGCGCGUCAUCCUCCAGUGUUUGGCGUCCGAGUCGCAGCGCCCGACAGCAUUGCAGCUGCUCAAUCACCCGCUCUUCGCCGACUGGGAAAGCGACGAUGGUUCACUCUCGAACGUAGACUUGAUGGUCUCGCCAAACAGCGGGCGCUCGCGCUCGUCGCUGGAAGUUCCGCGGUCGAUGACGCAAUUUCCCGACGGUGACACGAACGCUGCCAAGCAGUCGUUGACAUCGAACCUGUCACCCUCGCCAUCAUCGACCACAGUGUCGCGACUGUCUAUGGAGCAUGCACCGUCGCGAGCCCGGGCACGCAACGGCGACCAAACGACACCUGAUGCCGAGGCGCAUAGCAUCGUGGAACACCCAGCUACUGGGAAAGCAACAUCGGCUGGCAAUAUUACGGUGAACUACAUCAUCGCUGGUCGUGCGUCGCACAAUGCAUCGCCGACGAUUUCGGCUUUACACGACCAGUCCCCGAAUGCGAAGGACUCGAGUGCGGUCGCGGGAGAAGAACGCACGAAGGACGCUAUCUGCGGUCUCCUUGGUGUCCAGCAAGCAGACGCGGCCGCGGGUGCGUUACAUCAAGGCCCGGGACGCAGACGCAUCUUUGAGGGCGUGGAUAUCGACGAGGCGGCCGCAGCACCGCCAACGCGUCCCAUUGUGCGUGUUAUCGGCCGAGCGGAUGAGUCCUUCCGAAGUAUCCUUCCGGCGGAAUCGGGUAGUAUCAGCGGGACAGACACCAGCGCUGUACCGGAUUCGCAACACGCCCUGAGCGUAGAUGUCACCUCGGUCGACGCUACGAAUCGUUCCGGCGUCAAUGACAGGAAACUUGUAUACUCGGGGAUUUUGGUGCUUUCAGUGCGAAUUCCAGUGUCUGGCGCGGUGAAGCGCAUCACCUUCGCCAUGGACCCGUAUCGGGAGUCAGCGGAGCAGGUCGCUCGCGAGAUGGUCGAAGAACUGAACCUCGACGAAGCCCAAGCUGAGAACAUUGCACAGGCGAUUGAUCGACAACUCGAUCUUCAUCUGCAACCGACAGCGACCGCCGGAUUACCGCGAACCAAGCCACUGCCCGUCGAGACGGUCUCCAGCAUACCCACGAUUCGAGUCGUUACCACCCCGCUGGAGCGUCUUCAAGAGCCGCCCGAGUCGGAGGCGAGCCCCAAUCUCGUCAGUGUACCUGGAGCGCCGGCGCCAACGGCUCUUCGUUCGUCUGCGUCUCCGCCUGUUGAGAGAACACCCGCACAGACGAUUUCGGGAUUAUCGACGAUCACAGAGAUUUCGAACAGCGACACUAGAGCGGUGCAUACGGCACCGAAGCCCAGUGAGCGAGCGGGCAACGACAGGCGCGAAGCCGCACAGGGCUUGCCUCCUGGUGCGCCUCUGGGCACCCCAGAUUGUGUUGCCCAAGUGCUACGCAGCAGCGUUGCGCCAACUGCACCACCCCUGCGACCGGCAAGCAGUGUACCCAAUGCCGCUGGCGUGCCUGUUGUCGUUGUUAUGGAAACGCCACCGUCGGAUGCGCGGGAAAAUCUCAGCACGGAUCAGACGCGAUGCGUGCACGCCUCUGAAGUAGACACGUGUCAUGCGGCAUCGUUUUUGGAGGGCGCCUCUGUGCUCUAUCGCCCGGCUCAAUCCGCAGGCGCCAUUCUCGAUGAAGGUGCUUGUUUGCAGACGCCAGUGUAUGAAAGUUCGGCGCUGCAACCGGCGACGAGCAGCGACUCGGCGAUAACGAAUGAUAUGCCUGCUGCAGGUCCGUCGCGGAGGGCAACCUCGGAACCGGCGAGCGAGGUUCCGCUCAGCGGCUUGCAUGUUGUAACCGUAGAUGAGUCGUUCAUGAAAUCGUUCGUUGGGAAAUCUUCACGAACCGACGAGUGUGCUCCAGAGCUGACCAGAGACGCGUCAUGGACACACGCACACGAUGAUCCUCGGUUGACCGGGAGCGAGCGAAUCACUCGUGCAGAUUCCUUUUCCUACGACUACGACAAGGUGGUGGAUGCGAAAUCCACACGUUCACCAUCACCAUUGCCGACAUCGCCGUCAGCACGAUCGUCGCCGUCGCCGUCGCCGUCGCCGCCCCUGGAUGUGCAUGAUCUGGUACAGGCCAUGUACGGACAGAUGCCGGCACUGAAACGGCAUUCGAGUUCGGUUGCACAGGUUGCCGGCCUGGUGCCUGUUACCUCAAUCGAUGCCACGUCGUCGACCACGGAUGCCACCGGUCACCGUGGACAGCGACGGGCGCCGGACCGCGGGCAAGGCUAG
Messenger RNA from Cyanidioschyzon merolae strain 10D, 3384 nucleotides. RefSeq names its product WNK-like protein kinase. The coding region runs from base 1 to 3384 and encodes 1127 amino acids. The record is from RefSeq and is a predicted model, not a curated record. Gene Ontology annotation, biological process: intracellular signal transduction; protein phosphorylation. Gene Ontology annotation, molecular function: ATP binding; protein serine/threonine kinase activity. Gene Ontology annotation, cellular component: cytoplasm. The transcript has a single exon. NCBI's taxonomy places the organism in Eukaryota, Rhodophyta, Bangiophyceae, Cyanidiales, Cyanidiaceae.